AUGUUUUGCGAACGUUUGAUCUGUUUUUGUUGCCCGCCGACAAAUAAACCCAAUCGAAGCGUUGCACCAAUUUCAGCACCUGCAAUACCGCCACCGGUGUCGGCUCCGGCAAGAGUUAAAGUAAAGAAUAAAAAGUCCGAUCUAACGUUAGCGGCUGUUGUUAUUAUUCAAUCAUGGUUUCGACGAAGACAAGCUCAUUUCGAAAUACGCCGGAAGGCAGCAUGGACGAUCUAUCAAAAUAUUGAAUAUGCCGGCGAACAAGAUCAACUUAAGUUGUACAAUUUCUUCUUGGAUCUCAUGCAAGCAGUGACGAAAAAUCCGCGCGAUGCACUCGUUGUGGCCAAAGUUCUACGGCGAACUUCUAGUCUAAGCGGUGCAGCUGAAGAUAUCGAAUUAGUCAAUAUCACUGGACCAGAUACAGUCUUUGUUGAGCCAUCAUAUAAGGGACCGCAUAUUCAACUUCCGAUUAAUAAAGAACAAUUCGAGUCAUUAAUUCUAGCUUUCCAACGAGGAGAAUCUCUUCAUGCGCAUUACGUCCUAUUAAUUUUGCAUGAAGUCCGAAAGAUACUCAAACGUUUGCCAAAUGUAAAUAUUGUUUCUACGCAUCACUCAACAUUUGUAACGGUCGUCGGCGAUCUCCAUGGUAACUUAUCUGACUUAAUGUUAAUCUUCCAUAAGAACGGUUUGCCAUCGAAUGAAAAUCCUUAUAUAUUCAAUGGUGAUAUUGUCGAUCGCGGAUCUCACAGCAUGGAACUAUUUCUAUUGAUCAGUGUUGCUUUUAUUGUCUAUCCGAAUAAUGUUUACAUUAACAGAGGAAAUCAUGAAGAUCACGUACUGAAUCUAAGAUAUGGCUUUAUGAAAGAAAUCAUUCGCAAAUACAAAUCACAAUCGACGAAACUUUUGCAUUUAUUUGAAAACAUCUAUAGUUGGAUGCCUGUAGCAAGUUUAAUUGAUGAUCACAUCUUUGUCGCUCAUGGUGGUAUCAGUGAUAUAACCGAUUUGAGCAAAAUCAAUCAAGUCAAACGAAAUAAAUACGUUUCAAUUCUGAGUCCAAGUUUCAUCAUACCCGAAAAUGAUGAACGAUGUCAAAUCGACGGUCUUUCCAAUGAACAACUACUCGAAUGGAGACAAAUGCUCGAUUUGCUCUGGAGUGAUCCGAAGCAAACGAACGGUUGUGAAGCGAACACUUACCGCGGUGGUGGAUGUUACUGGGGACCAGAUAUAACUGAAAAGAUCCUAGAAAAACAUAAAUGGAGUUUGCUAAUUCGGUCACAUGAAUGUAAAGAAGAUGGUUUUGAUUAUUGUCAUGAUAAAAAGGUGCUAACAAUAUUUUCCGCAUCAAAUUACUAUGCAGCGGGCAGCAAUCGCGGUGCCUAUGUGAAGAUUUCCAAGAACCAAUCACCAGCAAUCGUACAAUUCAUGGCAACGAAAACGACAAUUAAACCGUUGACACUUUGGGAAAGAGUGUCGUAUGUUGAAGAGCAAGCGCUCCGAAAUCUUCUGGAAAAAUUCAGUGCAAAUAAAAGUCGAUUGAUGAAAGAAUUUCUCCUCAAAGAUCCGAACCGAACUGGGCGUAUCCUAUUGAAUGACUGGUGUGAUAUUGUCACCCACGUGCUGGAAUUGCAAUUACCAUGGCGAACGUUGAAAUCACGUCUGGUUGAUAUCGAUCCUGAUGGCUCGGUUCUGUAUGAAACAACAUUUCGCUCGCAGGAAUUACAAUGCGCACUCAAUUCGAAAUUGACAAGUAGAAGAGAAAGUUUAUGUCAAGCGAUAUACCGUAACAAAGACCUACUUGAAACAGUCUUUCGAGCUAUCGAUCAAGAUAAUUCAGGCGUCAUUUCCAUGAAAGAAUUCACCGACGUAUGUGUGUUUCUCGGCAAUCACAAUGGAUCAACAUUUGAUGAAAAACAAAUCAUGGAUUUAGCAUCAAGUAUUGAUCUCGAUAAGAAUGGUGUUAUUGAUUUCAACGAGUUUCUCGAAGCAUUCCGCAUUGUCGGCGCGGAUGAUAUCAAUCGAAAACGAGCUAGUUGA
Adineta ricciae is the source of this 2031-nucleotide messenger RNA. NCBI's taxonomy places the organism in Eukaryota, Metazoa, Rotifera, Eurotatoria, Adinetida, Adinetidae. The record is from the annotation of a GenBank genome assembly.